This is a messenger RNA of Octopus sinensis (East Asian common octopus), 2931 nucleotides long. Its product is annotated as importin subunit alpha-6. Gene Ontology annotation, cellular component: nucleus; nucleoplasm; cytoplasm. The transcript is spliced from 14 exons. The coding region runs from base 128 to 1720 and encodes 530 amino acids. The record is from RefSeq and is a predicted model, not a curated record. Gene Ontology annotation, molecular function: protein binding; nuclear import signal receptor activity. Gene Ontology annotation, biological process: NLS-bearing protein import into nucleus. Lineage: Eukaryota; Metazoa; Mollusca; Cephalopoda; Octopoda; Octopodidae.
AAUAAUAGAGUCAAGAGGACGAUAAUCGUAACAAACCUGAAACAAGAGAAACUCAUCGCACGUGAUAGUCAAAUCACUGGAGGUCGCCAUAUUUGUCAUUGAACUAACCUUUCGACGAGAAUCUGCGAUGGCUGAUACUUCUAGUCCUGCCAGUAAUCGCAUAAAGUCAUACAAGAAUAAAGCUUUGGAUUCUCAAGAACUACGCAGACGUCGUGAAGAAGAAGGUAUUCAAAUCAGAAAACAAAAGAGAGAUGAGCAGUUGUUCAAACGAAGGAAUGUAUCAUUACCAAACGAAUCUGAUGAUGUGAUAUCUGACAUUCAGGAACCAUUUGUAUCUUCUUUCACUGGUGGUGUUACCAGUGAAAUGGUAAAAGCUCUGUACAGUGACAAUAUAGAAGAACAAGAACCUGCAACACAGAAAUUUCGAAAACUCUUAUCAAAAGAACCUAAUCCACCAAUUGAUGAAGUUAUUUUAACUGGAGUUGUUCCAAAAUUUGUUGAAUUUCUUCAACGAGACGGAAACUGUUCGUUACAGUUUGAAGCUGCAUGGGCUUUAACUAAUAUUGCUUCUGGUACAUCUAUUCAAACAAGAGUAGUAAUUGAGGCUGGAGCAGUUCCUAUAUUCAUCAAACUUUUGGAAUCUGAAAUAGAAGAUGUGCAGGAACAGGCUGUGUGGGCUUUAGGAAACAUUGCAGGAGAUAGUCCAGAAUGUCGAAACUAUGUUUUGAAUGAAGGCAUAUUGGUACCACUUUUACAGUUGCUUAGCCAACUUCCAAGUUUAUCUAUGACUAGAAAUGCAGUAUGGUGCUUAUCCAAUUUGUGCAGGGGGAAAAAUCCUCCACCUGACUUUGCAAAGGUUUCUCCUGCUCUUCCUGUGUUGGCUCGUUUAUUAUACCAUGCUGAUAAAGAUGUCCUUGCAGAUGCUUGUUGGGCCUUAUCUUAUUUGUCUGAUGGGCCAAAUGAAAAGAUACAUGCAGUAAUAGAUGCUGGUGUUUGCCGUCGUCUGGUUGAACUUUUAGUAAAUUCCAACUUGUGUGUUGUUUCGGCAGCUCUACGUGUUGUUGGUAACAUUGUUACUGGUGAUGACUAUCAAACACAGGUUAUUUUGAACUGCUCUGCAUUACCAUCAUUGUUACUUCUGUUGGGCAGUUCUAAAGAAGCUGUUCGGAAAGAAGCAUGUUGGACAAUAUCUAAUAUUACUGCAGGAAAUCGAAUGCAGAUACAGGCUGUGAUUGAUGCCAACAUAUUUCCAGUUUUAAUUGAAAUUCUUGGUAAAGCAGAGUUUAAAACAAGAAAAGAGGCUGCUUGGGCCAUAACAAAUGCUACGUCUGGAGGCUCUCCAGAACAAAUUCGAUUUCUUGUGGAACAGGGAUGCAUUCUUCCUUUAUGUAACUUGUUGACUGUUAUGGAUAGCAAAAUUGUUCAUGUUGCUCUCAAUGGUCUAGAGAAUAUUUUACGCCUUGGAGAACAAGAUGCUAAAUUACAUGGCAACACAAAUCCUUACGCUAUAAUGAUUGAAGAAUGUUAUGGUCUGGACAAGAUCGAAUUUCUGCAAAGUCAUGAAAACCGAGAGAUUUAUCAAAAAGCUUUUGGUAUAAUUGAACGCUACUUUGGCACUGAAGAAGAGGAUAAAGGUAUUGUUCCUGCAACUGAUGAAAAUGCUCAGCAAUUCCAAUUUAUUGCUGGUCAGGAUGUACCAAUGGAUGGAUUUCAAUUCUGAACCAGUUUUCUACACUGGUAUCAAAUGCCAGUUUAAGCAGUGCUCAUAAGUAUAACGGUCUAUAUUUUCUAUUUGGGCUGUUUUAUUGUGCUAGAGGCAGACUUGUCAUGGUCUGCAAAUUCUCUUUACUGCCAAUUUAAUAGGACUAUUAAAGACAUAACUGUACUGAUGACAUUGACUCUAGUACUUGACUACUACUGUUCCCCUCCAAGAUAACAGUGAGCAAUUAAAAUGACAUCGUAAAAUAUCAGCUAUUCUUAACUGAUGACUGUGGACCGCUUUCCACCACUUCAAACACAACAUACAAUGCAAAUUGACUGUGAUGACACCGAGACAUCAGACAACAAUAACUACUGCUGUCUAGCAGGCACAGCAUAAGCAGUAAAUUUGUCCAAUGUCCUGAUACACAAGGCCCUGACAUCUACAAAGACUUACUUGUCACUCACUCAGGUUUUAGUGAGAUAACAAACAAGUGGUCUACCACUCAGUAGGUUACUACCAAGUUACCUGCACAACCAAUUCUAAUCACCCCAAUGAAAUAUGAAUUAUGUGACUAAGAAAGACGAGACUUCAGAGGUUUGGUGUUUAUUCUAUGGGCGGCUACACAAUCCCACAAAAUUAUUCAGAUGAAUUGAUUUUUUUUAUCUCUCUGGGGAAGAUUUCUAAUGUAUUUAAAAUAUUUCUUAUUAUUUAAAUUUUAUUUUUAAAAUGAAUAACAGAUAAUUUUCCUUGAAAUAUUUUUUACAUUUUUUUUUUUAACCUUCAUGAUAAAAACUAUCAUUUUAAGACUUUUUGUUUUGCUUUUUUUAUUUAAAGAUUGCCAUUCAAAAUUCAUCUCCUAUUUCAUUAGGUUGCAUAUAAAAUGAAAUUUCUUUGACAGUCAUAUAAAACUGAAGAAAAGGGAUUGAUUGAUGCUUCAUAAAAUAAGUACCAAGCCAAACCAAAACAAACGAUCUUGUUUUACAUUUACCUGUGCACAACACAUGCUCUGUCCAAAACAGAUUCUUAUGAUUGAUUAUUAUAAUAAGCAAUACUGAGAAUAAAAAUCAAGUUACACAAUUCAGACAAAACUGCUUAUCAUGCUAUUAAAAUUCCCAGAAUAUGAAAAAUGUAUGAAAAAAAAAGCAUUUAAAAGCAAACAGAAUUGACGAUGAUGACGCAAGACAAUAUGGACUGGUUUAAAAUAAAAUAAAAAUAGUCUUUUCUUUUUA